Megalops cyprinoides (Indo-Pacific tarpon) is the source of this 1235-nucleotide messenger RNA. It is a transcript of the gene nkx2.2a, whose product is annotated as NK2 homeobox 2a. Lineage: Eukaryota; Metazoa; Chordata; Actinopteri; Elopiformes; Megalopidae. Gene Ontology annotation, molecular function: RNA polymerase II cis-regulatory region sequence-specific DNA binding; DNA-binding transcription factor activity, RNA polymerase II-specific. The record is from RefSeq and is a predicted model, not a curated record. Gene Ontology annotation, biological process: regulation of transcription by RNA polymerase II; cell differentiation. The transcript has 2 exons. Gene Ontology annotation, cellular component: nucleus. The coding region runs from base 124 to 1101 and encodes 325 amino acids.
AUGGCUUAUUUCCCCCCUGCACCCGGCAGUAGCGCAGCGUCCACGAGCCUGAUACAGUACUUCAGACACUUUCGCAUUCUUCCUGGACUUACAGAACUGAUUCCUUCGCUACUUUACUAACCUAUGGUUAUCAGCCGCACUUCACGAUUUGCUUUAACGCUAGUUAAACCUCAGACGGUAUUAACUGAUCUCUUUUUUCCCCCCCACCUCCGUCUUGUUUUGUGUGUUUUCGACACAGCGGAUUGCCAAACUGGUGCAGCAACUUUCCUGCAUAAAUUUCCACAGAACAUGUCGUUGACCAACACAAAGACGGGCUUUUCUGUAAAGGACAUUUUGGACCUCCCUGACACAAAUGAUGAAGAAGGAUCUAUCACAGGAGCGGAGGAAGAUACGGAGGGAUCGGAGACGACAAAAACGACUGGAGUUUUGGUGCAAAGUCCCUUAGAAAAUGUUCAAAACCUGCCUUUAAAGAACCCGUUUUACGAUAAUAGUGAUAAUCCUUACACAAGAUGGCUUGCCACUACGGACAGCAUUCAAUAUUCAUUGCAUGGUCUGUCGGCUAAUUCCCAACAAGACUCCUCCGCCAAAUCCCCAGAACCUUCCGCCGACGAAUCGCAAGACAAUGACAAGGAAACUUCAAGCAACGGCAGUGACUCCGGUAAGAAGAGAAAAAGGAGAGUUUUGUUUUCCAAGGCGCAGACGUACGAGCUCGAGCGUCGAUUUAGGCAACAGAGAUACCUCUCGGCGCCCGAGAGGGAACACCUUGCUAGCUUGAUCCGCCUAACGCCGACCCAAGUGAAAAUCUGGUUCCAGAACCACCGGUACAAAAUGAAGAGAGCCCGCGCCGAGAAAGGUAUGGAAGUGACACAUCUCCCCUCUCCUCGGCGGGUGGCAGUACCUGUCUUAGUCAGGGAUGGCAAGCCAUGCCAUACUCUUAAAGCUCAGGACUUGGCGGCUACUUUUCAGGCUGGAAUUCCAUUCUCGGCAUAUAGCGCCCAGUCUCUACAGCAUAUGCAAUACAAUGCGCAGUACACGGCCGCCACUACGCCACAGUUCCCCACAGCACAUCACUUGGUGCAAACGCAACAGUGGACUUGGUGAACAACUAGAGACUUGUGGGAGCUGCCGUUUUAAAGACCAUAAUAGGGAGUAAAAAAGAAAAACAACAAUAAAGACUUUUAAAGCAUUUUGCAGCUUGACCCAUAUCUACCAUUUUAUUUGGGACUGAUAUGUGC